Messenger RNA from Paramuricea clavata, 2040 nucleotides. NCBI's taxonomy places the organism in Eukaryota, Metazoa, Cnidaria, Anthozoa, Malacalcyonacea, Plexauridae. The record is from the annotation of a GenBank genome assembly.
AUGGAUUCGAAAGAGGCACAUCAGCGUCGCCUCCUUCUGUUUUUCAUCGGUAUCUUUCUUCUUUUAACUUUGGCUGAAGUGGACUCAUGUCAAAAACUAAGGCUUUUGUCCUAUCCUACAAAAUACCUCCGUUGUUUCGCAGGAAACCAACACUAUUUUCACUUUAACGCUCCUGCACUACUAAAGCAUCGAUAUAACGUCAGAAAGAUUGACGAGUAUUUUGCAAGGGAAUUGGUGUUCGAGAAAAUUGAAAAACGCUGGAACUAUUGGAAAAAGCUAACAGGAGGUCAACCGAUUAUAAAAGAGGAACUGGGAAAAACUCCGAAGACAGUCACAUUCUUACCAACAAAUUCGAUAGCUUUGAAAGAAAUUUUGCACGAUUUACAAUUUUUUCCUCUCCUCUUUCGUGACCAUAACGAUCCUAUCACAUUCAACAUCCCGGUAGAUGGGGAAACAAUGAAAUUGAGGCUGCAAAAUAACGAAGAAACGGGACAGUUUCUUGCACACAAUGUUUUCAAUGAUCCGCCUGGCACUGCCGAUCAAACAACUGACCUUUUUGAUGAAAUAAAUCCUCUCGAAGAAUUUAACAAUAUUGAAGACUCAUCAGAUCAUGUUCAUAUUUUUAAAAAUGUACUAAAAGUCGUAAUACCUGAAAUUUAUAGCGCGAGUUUAGGUCGCACAGGAGAAUUCAACGAACAAUUAAGAAUAGAGGAAGACGUUCAAAGGGCAAAAAAUGAAAGGGAUGGAAAAGCUGUUCUAACGCCAAUUUCAGAAAACAGCAGAAAUGCGGCGUUCAGAAAGGGUUUUGAAUUUAUGGCUGCUGGUAAUUUCGGAGGACAUGUACCAAAAAAGGCAUGGCUUCGACCGAUUCACGACGCUCUGCAGACAGAAAGAAAAAUAAUCACGGACAAGUUAAACGGUGAAAUCGAAGCAGAUGAAACUACGAAGAUUAAAUACGAACUUACUGCAAAAAUGCUAAAAACGGGACAAGACGCUAAACGUCGGUGGGACGAGUUAAAACACGAUGGCAUCAUUGUACCAAAAUAUGACGCAAAUGGAAAAUUAACACAAGUGAAAAUAAAGGAAACGGAUGUUAUGAUACUAAGCGAAUCCUUUGAAUUGCUGCAAUCGUUUCUUCAAAUUUACCCCGAGGUAGAAAAUGGACAGCGGAUAAAAAUUAAUAUUCCCAUUGGAAACACGAAAGGAGGUGUCUAUCUUUCAAGAGCAAUACGUGGAGAAGAACAACUAGUGGUGGGGACUAGGAAUGAGGAUUGGCCAGAAUCUACGCCACGUAAAGAAAACGGCGGAAUGUUUAGACCAUCUUAUGAUGACAUGGUGGAUAAAGUUCUCGGUAAAGUCACCGAACCUGCGAUUUUUAGCGAUGUAUUGUUAGGCGCAUGCGUGUCAGGUUUAGACAACCAACCAGACUUUGACGCCCAAUUUGAAUCAAUAAGUGCUAGUAGUAACGGUAUGGUAAAAACUGCUGAUUUGACACGUUCUUCCGUUGAGUUGUUGACCAUAUCCAUGGUUGCCGAAGCUGCGUCACCUCCAGAUAUACUAAAAGCACAAUUCGUGGAAGAUAUAAUAGAAGUUAUCGACAAAGAAAAACGAUUUCCUACCGCAAAUGAAAUGCCUAGUCUGGAAGAUCCUUAUGGAAAUAUGCUCAACGCAGGAAAAACGCCAGUCAAAGCAGGGAAAAGAACAACGGUCAAAGCAGGAAGAAAUCCAGUUAAUGCUGAAAUAACCAUGAACCUGUUGAAAGAAAUUUCUCGAACGAACGUUGGAUUCGAUGUGGUUUUCGUGAACAGCAAGUAUCCCGCAAGAGGCGUGGUGAAGAAGGAUGGCGAGCCCCCUAAAGAAGGAACAAAAGAUGCGAGGAUUUAUGUUCAAAGAAAUGGAGAUAGCGAAAUUCCAUCACACGCACUUCGUGAAUUAACUCACAGUGUUUAUUAUGGACAAACCGUAGCCGAAAUAGCGCGUUUGUCCUGUGUUAACCCCAAAAAACUAAGGGUUGUAAUGUUAUGUUUCGCUAGUUGCUAA